GAGGUGAAUCAGAUUAUGGAAACCAAUUUGUGGCUGAGACAUGUCUGGAACGACUACAAACUGAAAUGGGCCCCUGUUGAGUACGAUGGGAUUGAGUUCAUACGAGUUCCAUCCAAUAAAAUUUGGAGGCCAGAUAUCGUUUUGUACAACAAUGCUGUAGGUGACUUCCUCGUGGAAGACAAGACCAAGGCUCUGUUGAAGUUUGAUGGCACCAUCACCUGGGUUCCUCCGGCUAUUUUCAAAUCCUCCUGCCCCAUGGACAUCACCUACUUCCCUUUUGACUACCAGAACUGCUCUAUGAAGUUUGGCUCCUGGACCUACGACAAGGCCAAGAUCGACCUGGUGCUUAUUGGCUCAAAGGUCAACCUUAAAGACUUCUGGGAAAGUGGAGAGUGGGAGAUCAUCGAUGCACCGGGAUACAAGCAUGACAUCAAGUACAACUGCUGCGAGGAGAUUUACCCGGACAUCACCUACUCCUUCUACAUCCGCCGCCUGCCUCUCUUCUACACCAUCAACCUCAUCAUCCCCUGCCUCCUCAUCUCCUUCCUCACAGUGCUGGUCUUCUACCUCCCAUCUGACUGUGGCGAGAAAGUCACCCUGUGUAUCUCCGUCCUUCUCUCCCUCACUGUGUUCCUCCUGGUCAUCACUGAGACCAUCCCUUCGACGUCACUCGUCAUCCCUCUGAUCGGCGAGUACCUCCUCUUCACCAUGAUUUUUGUCACGCUCAGCAUCGUCAUCACCGUCUUUGUGUUGAAUGUCCACUAUCGCACCCCGAUGACUCACACUAUGCCGGAGUGGGUGAGGUCUGUGUUCCUUGGGGUGCUGCCCAGGGUAAUGCUGAUGAGGAGGCCUAUCGACCAGGGCUGCUCCUCCCCUGCCAGUAUUACAGCAGGGACGGGAGUAGGAGGGAGCAGUGGGGGGAACAAGAAGAGAAAGAACAGCAUAGGAGGAGGAAGCGGCUCAGGGAGCGUAAGCGUUGGGGGUAUAACUGGGGGUGUAGCGCCCAUGAACGCCCCUUCACCUGUCAACGCUGUUGUUGCCUUCUCCGUGGUGUCACCAGAAAUCAAGCAGGCCAUAGAGAGCGUGAAGUACAUCGCAGAGAACAUGAGGACGCGUAACAAAGCCAAAGAGGUGGAGGAUGACUGGAAGUACGUUGCCAUGGUCAUCGACAGGAUCUUCCUGUGGGUUUUUGUGACAGUGUGUGUGUUGGGAACACUGGGACUCUUCCUCCAGCCACUCAUCAGCUUCUUUAAAUAAGAUACUUGUCUUUUUCUUGUCUCUUUCUCUCUCCUUUUGUCUACUUCUGUAUGUGUCUGUACCCCGCUUGAAUUACGUUGGGAAUUAAUCCUCCUGCAGCUCUUUCACAUCAAACUCUGCGCUGUCUUCUUUCUCCUUUUCUGACUCUUUGUCUCUCUUCUUUCUGUCUCAUGCUCUUCUCUGGGACUCUCUAUCAUCUGCCAUCACGUCUAGCCCUCAGCUGUCUAUUUCCUCACAUGACUUAGCCUCAUUUCCCCAUUUCUCUUUUGCCUUGCCCUCUCAAUGUGCACACAAUCCAGUCUCCUCCUCUUCAUCACUGUUUCUUCUGACAUGAUUAUCACAUCUGCUCUCUUUUCAUUUCUCAGUUUUUCUUCUCUCCAUCUUUUGACCUGUUGUACAGCUUAUCUCUUCACACCUAUCUUCUGUUUUCACAUUGUAUCCAUUUCUCUCUGCAUUUCCAUUCUGUGUGUCUUACUGAAAUUGGCCACUCAGUCAUUGUUAUUAUAGGGUCAAUACAAUGUUAACAGUGUCAGGUAAUUAUAGAAGAACCCCUUAAGAUUCACAUCACUGAGAAAGAAGAAACUGUACCUUUGUGUGUUUUGCUGUAGCACUUUGUCACUGUAAGCCAGUGCAAUAAAGACAAUACACUUUAGAGAAAUUUGGUACAGUAUGCCCCCCUUUAAUUUAUAAUUAAGUUAAAUACUUUAAUAAUAAUUUUUUGACAACUGGUGAUGAUAUGUAUGAUGUAGUGAUGUAAAGGUCUUUUGAUGGCUGCCACUUUCUCUUCAAUCUUCUGUGUUUCCCUGUACAUACAUUUGUAAAAUAUAAGUGAGUUAUGCAUGGCUUCUGAGAAGGACACUGGCUAUG
Messenger RNA from Morone saxatilis (striped sea-bass), 2124 nucleotides. RefSeq names its product neuronal acetylcholine receptor subunit alpha-3-like. Bases 16 to 1257 code for a protein of 413 amino acids. The transcript has 6 exons. Gene Ontology annotation, biological process: signal transduction; nervous system process; regulation of membrane potential. Gene Ontology annotation, molecular function: acetylcholine-gated monoatomic cation-selective channel activity; transmembrane signaling receptor activity. The record is from RefSeq and is a predicted model, not a curated record. Lineage: Eukaryota; Metazoa; Chordata; Actinopteri; Moronidae. Gene Ontology annotation, cellular component: synapse; postsynaptic membrane; neuron projection.